AUCUAUCUCUCACAAAUGAUUCUCAAAGAAUUAUAAAUCAAGCAAUCGAGCUUUUCCACCCUCAACUACAAACUUGCGAUCAGUUGAUUCCUCUAUACCCUGAUUCUAUUUAGCGACGACAUUGCCUCUCCCCCCCAGCCCACAGCAACAAAAGCUGUUCUCUCAAAUUCGCCCCGCCAUCUCGAAAUCAAGUCCGAGCUUAUUUAUACCCCUCACUCAAUGUCUCUCUCCAACGCCCAACCCGUCGACGCCGGCAAGGCCGCCAAAAUCGCCUCUCACACCCUCGCAACCCUCUCCUCGAGCGCCCGAAACGAUGCGCUCACCGCAAUCCACAGCGCCCUCUCCCAAUCCAAGGACGAGAUCCUGGCGGCGAAUGCGCGCGACCUGACGGCCGCCAGGCAGGCGGCCGAGGACGGAUCGCUGAGCGCGAGUAUUGUGUCCAGGCUGGACCUGGGGAAACCGGGGAAGUGGGAGGAUAUGCUGAAGGGGAUACUGGAUGUGCGUGGGCUGGAUGAUCCAGUUGGCAAGGUCACCCUCCGCACCCGCCUAGAUGAUGGCCUAGACCUCGAGAGAGUAACCUGCCCCAUCGGCGUCCUCCUAAUCAUCUUCGAGGCCCGCCCCGAGGUCAUCGCAAACAUAGCCGCGCUGGCAAUCAAGUCCGGCAACGCAGCCAUCCUAAAAGGAGGCAAAGAAUCCACCGAAUCCUUCGUCGCCAUCUCCACCGUAAUUUCCAGCGCCCUCUCCUCCACAGCCGUCCCCAACGACGCCAUCCAGCUCAUCAAGACCCGCGAUGUGAUCCCCCAACUCCUCGCGCUGGACCAGUACAUCGACCUCGUCAUCCCGCGCGGCUCCAACGAGCUGGUCCGCUUCGUCAAGUCGUCGACUAAGAUCCCUGUCCUCGGCCACGCUGACGGGAUCUGUUCCAUCUUCCUCGAGCAGAGCGCCGACCAAGAACUAGCCACGAGAGUCAUCGUCGAUUCCAAAACCACCUACCCCGCCGCAUGCAACAGCGCCGAGACCCUCCUCGUCGAGUCAGCCGCCCUCGGUCUCCUCCCGAAAGUAGCGGAAGCACUGCUGGCCAAGGGUGUCGUCCUGCGCUGCGACGAGGAGAGUAAGAAAGUGCUCGACGAGAAGCUGCCCGCCAACGAGUCUAUCCAGGCUUCCGAGCCCGUAGACUACGACACCGAGCACUUAUCCCUCAAGCUCGCCAUCAAGACAGUCGACUCCACCGAGGCCGCAAUAACGCACAUUAACACACACGGCUCUCACCACACCGACGCGAUCCUAACCUCCUCCUCCGAGCUAGCAGAGCGCUUCAUGGCAGCCGUCGACUCAGCGGGUGUAUUCUGGAACACCUCCACGCGGAUGGCGGACGGUACGCGCGUCGGGUUCGGCACAGAGGUGGGCGUGAGCACGAAUAAGAUCCACGCGAGAGGACCCGUGGGACUCGAGGGGUUGAUGAUUUACAAGUACAAGCUGCGCGGGCAGGGCCAGAUCACGGCCGAGUAUGGGGAGGGUGAGAGCCAGAAGAAGUGGAAGCAUGAGCAGUUGCCGAUAUAGAUGAGAUAGAGGAAGGAAGAGAAGGACGGAUUGAAAAUCAAAAUGAGAGCGUAUAUAGAUGAUAAAUGAAAUGAAGAGAGAAUUGAGAAAGAGGCGUGGGAUUCCAUUGCUGUUUCC
Pseudogymnoascus verrucosus is the source of this 1677-nucleotide messenger RNA. RefSeq lists its product as uncharacterized. The record is from RefSeq and is a predicted model, not a curated record. Bases 220 to 1560 code for a protein of 446 amino acids. Lineage: Eukaryota; Fungi; Ascomycota; Leotiomycetes; Thelebolales; Thelebolaceae. Gene Ontology annotation, molecular function: glutamate-5-semialdehyde dehydrogenase (NADP+) activity; NADP binding. The transcript has 3 exons.